Messenger RNA from Ahaetulla prasina, 4259 nucleotides. RefSeq names its product anoctamin 2 (gene ANO2). Gene Ontology annotation, biological process: chloride transmembrane transport. The record is from RefSeq and is a predicted model, not a curated record. Gene Ontology annotation, molecular function: chloride channel activity; protein dimerization activity. The transcript has 25 exons. The coding region runs from base 95 to 3103 and encodes 1002 amino acids. Gene Ontology annotation, cellular component: plasma membrane. NCBI's taxonomy places the organism in Eukaryota, Metazoa, Chordata, Lepidosauria, Squamata, Colubridae.
ACAGAUUGCCUUUCCAUGGGACUGAAGGAAGGACCCUUCAUCACUGCUUGGAAAAUGGCGUCUGGCAAUUGAAAAUAACUAUGGACACUGAGCUAUGAUACCACCAGAUUUUCCUUUAACUCCCUCGUCUACUCUCCGUAAAAAAGCCAUCAGGACCUCAGUGUCAAAAGAAAGCAAAGAGUACCUCACUGUCCCUCAGGGCCAUCCCUUUAUGCAUGUUGACCAAGUCAACGGGAUAUCAGGACCAACGAAACACAGGAAAACCUGCAAAACUUCUGUGAUUAACAAUUAUCUGGAUGGGGCUCAGUCUGGCGUCUCAGAAAGUCCAUCGCCGUCACCCGGAGGGAUGCAUUUCCGAGACAGCAAGAGGAAAGUGGACUACGUCUUAGUCUACCAUUAUCGAAAACAUCCCUCGGACCACGGUGGGGAUUCUCAAGGCCCCUUACAUAGGCCGGGCUCUUUGGCGAUUAUUUCUAAUGGGGAGACCACCAAAAGCCAGCAGAAACAACAGGAAGGAUCUACUCCAGAAGCCCAGGUCAUUGAUGUCGGUCCACAAGACGCCUUGGAGGUUGCAAAAGAGGAGCAGAGGGAGGAGUUUGAACGCAACCUGGUGGAAGCUGGCUUGGAGUUAGAAAAGGAGGUGGAGGAUAAGAGUCAAGGAUUAAGUUUUGUCCGAAUACACGCACCAUGGAAUGUACUGAGCCGGGAAGCGGAGAUUCUGAAAAUCAAGAUGCCCACUAAAAGAACUUACGAAAUCAAAGAAGAAGGGGGAAUUGUCAAGAAGCUGUCAUCGAUAUGGCAGAAAUGUACAGAACCAUUGCAGCCUAAAGUGCCAGAGCAAAAUACCACUAAGAUGAAGAAUUUAUCUUAUCCCUUUUCCAGAGAAAAAAUAUAUUUGUACAACAUUCAAGAUAAAGAUACGUUUUUUGACAACGGCACCCGCAGUCGAAUCGUACAUGAAAUUUUGAAGCGCACAUAUAUUUCAAAAGCCAAAAACAGCAUGGGUAUUAACACAUUAAUAGCAAAUAAUGUUUAUGAAACAGCUUAUCCUCUACAUGACGGUGAAUAUGUAGGUGAAAGCAAGGACAUGAAUGAAAGGAAGCUAUUAUAUCAAGAGUGGGCACGAUAUGGAGCGUUUUACAAAUUUCAGCCUAUUGACCUCGUAAGAAAGUAUUUUGGAGAAAAAAUCGGAAUGUAUUUUGCCUGGCUGGGGUUAUAUACGGAGUUUCUCAUUCCAUCCUCUGUCGUGGGGAUUAUUGUGUUUAUGUACGGGUGUCUGACCAUUGAAGAAGAUGUACCAAGCAAGGAGAUGUGUGACCAACGUAAUGCCUUCACCAUGUGCCCUUUGUGUGACAAGACAUGUGACUACUGGAACCUCAGCACCGCUUGUGGAACCGCACGUGCCAGCCACUUAUUCGAUAAUCCAGCCACUGUCUUCUUCUCCAUUUUCAUGGCCCUCUGGGCCACAAUGUUUCUUGAAAACUGGAAGCGUUUGCAGAUGAGAUUGAGUUAUUUCUGGAAUCUCACAGGAUUGGAGGAAGAAGAAGAACAUCCCAGGCCAGAAUACGAAACAAGAUUAUUACAGAAGAAAGCCAGAACUGAAAAUACCAGAAUCGUGACUCAAGAUGAGGAGGAAGAGGAAAAACUCACCUGGAGAGACCGCACACCUGGCUACCUGGUGAACUGUGCUUCCAUCUUGUUCAUGAUUUCACUGACUUUUUCCAUCGUCUUUGGUGUGAUCGCAUACCGGAUAACCUUAGCGGCCGCGCUCUCCAUGAGCACCAAUGGGUCAUCCAAGUCCAACGUGCGAGUCACAGUGACAGCGACAGCAGUCAUCAUAAACCUCGUGGUGAUUCUAAUCCUGGAUGAGAUUUACGGAGUUGUUGCCAAAAAAUUGACCGAAAUGGAGGUACCCAAAACAGAAAAAACGUUUGAGGAGAGGUUAAUUCUGAAGGCUUUCCUGCUGAAAUUUGUAAAUUCUUAUGCACCCAUUUUUUACGUGGCUUUUUUUAAGGGAAGGUUUGUGGGACGCCCUGGCCAGUACGUCUACAUGUUUGCUGGUUACCGAAUGGAAGAGUGUGCCCCUGGAGGAUGCCUGAUGGAACUUUGCAUCCAGCUCAGCAUUAUCAUGUUGGGGAAACAGCUGAUUCAGAACAAUAUCUUUGAAAUAGGCGUCCCGAAAUUAAAGAAACUGUUCCGUAAGCUAAAAGAUGAGAGGCCCGAGAAGAAGGAAAGCCAUUCGGAUCCAUCUAAGCAACCUCAGCAAUGGGAGCUGGAUUACGUCUUGGAACCGUUCACCGGGCUGACCCCGGAAUACAUGGAAAUGAUCAUUCAAUUCGGCUUCGUGACUCUCUUUGUGGCCUCCUUUCCUCUGGCUCCGGUGUUUGCCUUGUUGAAUAACGUCAUUGAAGUUCGACUUGAUGCCAAAAAGUUUGUGGCUGAACUAAGAAGGCCCGAUACUGUGAGAGCAAAGGAUAUAGGAAUCUGGUUCAAUAUUUUGAGUGGCAUCGGAAAGUUUUCAGUCAUAAUUAAUGCCUUUGUCAUUUCAGUCACUUCGGAUUUUAUUCCACGCCUUGUCUACCAAUAUGUGUAUAGUCACAACGGGACCAUGCACGGCUUCAUCAAUCACACCCUGUCAUACUUCAACGUCAGUGACUUUAAGGCUGGAACCCAGCCAGAAAACUCACCAUUUGAAGAGGAGGUUUCAUUCUGCAGGUUUAAGGAUUACAGAGAACCACCGUGGGCGGAAAGCCCAUAUGAAUUCUCUAAGCAGUAUUGGUCUGUUUUGUCUGCCCGUCUGGCAUUCGUCAUUAUCUUUCAGAACCUUGUGAUGUUCCUGAGCGUGCUUGUGGACUGGCUCAUCCCAGACAUCCCCAAGGACAUCAGUGAGCAGAUCAAGAAGGAGAAGAGCUUGCUGGUGGAUUUCUUUCUGAAGGAAGAGCACGAGAAACUGAAGCUGAUAGAAAACUUUAUCACCCAGGACAAACAAAGGAGUUGGAGUGAGAGGAAAAGGAAGAGGAGUCGGGCGGCCAGUUUCUCCCAGUUCUACCGAAGCCGCCGGGGGAGUUUUACAUCUCUUAGUUCAAGGCACAGCGAUGUAUGAUUCGUAUCUGAACCACCCGGAGCCUGCCUGCUUGCCUACUCAUUGGGUUCCUCCAAGGAACGAUGAGAGCUGUAGUAACAGAAAGGGAGUUCAGGGGUCUUUUAGCGGAUGAUCCUCACUGCUCACCCGUGGAAGUGGGGGACAACUGUGCUUGCUAUAAAGGCACUUAGUAGAGCUACGCCCCGAGAGAACGAACACGAUUCCUUAGGAACGAAAUCUCAUCAUCGUCUUACCUGUCACACGAUCUCACCUGGGUGAGACCCGAAAGAGAUCUAGAACAGCUGCACCCGCACUAGGUUACAAACAACCUGCGCUUUUGAAUCAGUUUAAGUCCCCGCUGCUCCCAAACUGUAAAGACUUACCUGUUUGGGUGGGAACGCCGAUGCAAGUGGGUCCCUCGUUUCCGCGGUUCUAAAAUUGCUGUAGGUUCCUCAACGUGAAAAUUGCUUCGCUAAAGUUGUGACGUAGACGUGGAGCCCAACUCCCCAAGCUUGUCUGCUGUUGGCAGGGUUGUCGUUUUAAAAUUCACUUGGGUGUCUCCGGCUUGCCUUCUCUCUCUCUCUCGGAUCAUGGAACAUUUUCCACCUACCCACUAGCCUGAGCUUGGUUGCUCAGCGGGAUGAAAAGAGACACAGUUGCCGAAAGGAGUGGAAGGAUUUUUGGGUUGGGUUUUGUUACUUUGGUGGCUUCAUAGCCUUCUAAAAUGUCAUGGUGGUGUGGGAGGGAGAGAAAAUACGAGAUUCAUCAGUGAGUGGUUUGGAAUGACCUUUGCUAUUAGAUGACCACUAACUGGCCCCAUCAGAACACCUUAAGGGUCCAGUGAGAACAUUUGAGAGCAUAGAAGACAAAUGAAUAGACUACACUACACUACACUACACUACACUAGACUAGACUAGACUAGACUAGAAUAGAAUAGAAUAGAAUAGAAUAGAAUAGAAUAGAAUAGAAUAGAAUAGAAUAGAAAAUAUGGAAUGGAAUGGAAUGGAAUGGAAUGGAAUGGAAUGGAAUGGAAUGGAAAAUAUGGAAUAGGAUGGCAUGGCAUGGAACAGAAUGGAAUGGAACGGAAUGGAAUGGGAAAAGAAUGGAAUGGAGUGAAGUGAAGUGGAGUGGAAUGGAAUGGAACGGAACGGAACGGAACGGAACAGAACAGAACAGA